Messenger RNA from Didymodactylos carnosus, 555 nucleotides. NCBI's taxonomy places the organism in Eukaryota, Metazoa, Rotifera, Eurotatoria, Philodinida, Philodinidae. The record is from the annotation of a GenBank genome assembly.
AUGACUGCGUCUUUUCAUCUUAAAAAACAAACGUUCAAUAUAUCUUUGAAUGGAGAUGAAAAUGAAUCAUUAUUAACGAAUGCGAACAUGAUCGCCCAAGUAACAACAAUGUCUUUCAAAGGAAACGAAAUUGAUAUUCAAUCCAUCUAUCUAUGUUUUGAUGACGGUGAAUGUGCAGUGACGUAUGGCCAGAAAGUACUUGCAACGUUCAACGAAACUAUGUACACAAUUCUUGCCAAACAGAUGGCGACGACAUUAUACGAUUCGCGCGAUCUUGAUGAAUUACAAUGUUUACACCAAGGUCAAACAGUACCAUGUAAUGGUGGUUAUUGUCAAGCAAUGAUCGGUGUAAGCGCUGGCGAUCUGAAGGCAAUGGAUCAACUGUGCAUACCCAAAAAUUUUUUGAGACCCGCAGGAAUUGCGAUUAACCUCGAAAAAUCAGAGGACAGCACAGAUUAUGGAAUUACGUAUGCGUGUAACAAGAAUACAUGCAAUUCAAGAGAAAUAAUUGAUCAGAUAUAUAAACAAAUUAUUGAUCUACCGAUGCUGCUAUAA